Molecule: messenger RNA, 834 nt
Organism: Galendromus occidentalis (western predatory mite)
Lineage: Eukaryota; Metazoa; Arthropoda; Arachnida; Mesostigmata; Phytoseiidae
Product: FACT complex subunit SSRP1
Exons: 6
Biological process (GO): regulation of chromatin organization
Cellular component (GO): FACT complex
Molecular function (GO): nucleosome binding; histone binding
Source: RefSeq, a predicted model, not a curated record
AGUACAUCAGCCACUCGAAGCAUCAUCCGCACUACGGUUCCGCCUAGCCUACCGAAAAGAAGAGUCCUCUGAUAGUUCAAGGACGGUAGUGAGUGUUGGGAAAUCCCCAACAGUGAGUCCCUUCCGCCGGCUACCUUCAGUAGUUGUUCAAAGCGCCAACAUGGUGAACUCCAUAUUCGAAUACGGCGAUGUUUGGAAAGAGGAUCGAGGCGCUAUGGCCCCGGGAAAGUUGAAGCUCACCGACCAGAACAUCGUGUUCAAAAACGCCAAGACUGGCAAGGUGGACCAGAUAAAUAAUGGCGAGGUCGAGAGUGUCUUUUGGCAGAGACUAGCCGGCGCAUACGGUCUCAGAAUACAGACGAAAAACCCGUCCCUCUAUCGAUUCGGAGGUUUCCAGAAUGACGAGAGAGGGAAACUGAGAGAGUUCUUCAAGGAGUUUUAUAAUUUGGAUAUGAAGACUAAGGAAUUCUCUCUAACGGGUCGAAACUGGGGCACAGUUAACUUCGAUCCGGUAGUAUUGUCCUUCGAUAUCGACAAAGUACCAGCUUUCGAGAUUCCGCUGGCGUACGUGUCGAAUUGUUCGACGAGCAAGAAUGAAGUCACUCUCGAGUUCCAACCGAACGAUGACGCUCCCUCGUGCAUGAUGGAGAUGCGGUUUUACGUCCCUACGGAUCCGAAUCCAGACGUCGAUGCCGUCGAGGCCUUCAAAGCUAACGUCAUGUCGAGGGCUGGCAUCACACAAGCUACGGGAGACGCGAUUGCCAACUUCAAUGGCGUUCAGUGCCUCACGCCGAGAGGUCGCUACGACAUCAAGAUAUUCACGACUUUCAUCCA